This is a messenger RNA of Caenorhabditis briggsae, 1173 nucleotides long. Lineage: Eukaryota; Metazoa; Nematoda; Chromadorea; Rhabditida; Rhabditidae. The record is from RefSeq and is a predicted model, not a curated record. The transcript has 2 exons. The annotation marks the transcript as partial.
CUGAGACCAAAUGGAAGCGUUGGAUGUUUCAAUGUCCUCGAAGGAGCCGAUGUAUUGCACACUGUGGAGGUAAAAGUGCAAGGAAUCAAGUCUACUUGCCAAUCACACACUCACUUCUAUGCCCGUGACUACGACUUGCAACAUCAGUACUCUCUUCGUUGUGCAGGAGCCGGAAGUUGCGUGUCAGCGAAGUGUUCCAAGACAACAUUGCAAGAUACUAUCGAAGAACUUUCGCUCGAUUCAAGAAAAUCUCCUGGAUUCACUGAAUGCUUCGAAGGAUGUGGAUGCGUCACUUGCGGAGGAUGUUUUCGAUGCGACAGUAGCUGUCUCUUCAAUAGAUUCUACGCUACGACUGUGGACGUCACCAUCAGUAUCGGAAGCAAAGUUUGGAAUGUGGGUAUCCACCAUGGAAUUCCUUACAAAAUUCCAAGCACAAAUGUUUCCGUUACCAUCACUGGUUUUUCCACUCCACCGUCACCAAUCCAUGGAGCAACAUUCAUCAAAAGAACUGAUAAUAGUGGACGAGAAGCUUUUGGUUAUUCACAGACCACCGUGGCAUCAAGUGGAUAUCCAUCAAAAGGACUCAUUGGAGAAUUGCAAUGCGCUACGAUGGACGAUGCCAGUCAAUUCAACUGCCAGUUCGACAAAUCAUUGUGCACUUGUAUGGGACAAGGCACUUACGUGGAUUGUCUUUGCAAGAGGAUUUCGUUGGAAGACAUUGUCAAGAGGACUUCAUUGCCAAGACGAGAAACGGAUACGAUCAUUCGGGUGCAUGAAGGAGCAGUGACCACGUCAGCUGCAACAACUGCUUUGGUGAGCUUGCAGCUCAACUUCGCAAAUCAAAUCAUCAGGCGUGCCGCUCGGGAGGGUGCUUGUAAAGCAGCAUCACAGGAAGUCGUGGGCUGCUAUUCUUAUAGCGAGGGAGCCACCGCCAAGACCGGAGUCAUCAAUGAAGUGUUCUUAUACACUUCGAGUGCUGAUCUCAAUUGGGAUUGUGAAGUUUCAUGCGGGAAUGGAUCAAGCUCAAUUACGAUGCGAGGACAGCUACAGGACCAACUUCGUUUCGAGAAGAAGGAGUAUGGAACAGAUCGAGAACAGAGUGUCAUCUUCGAUUCAAUUGGCACUCAUCUUGCGAAUGCGGUAACUACGGUUUUUGGAGGACUGCUCAAAUAG